AUGGCGACGGGAACAGCCCCGAAACGACUACGAUUCGACCUCUUCACUGAGCAUGUCGACAACACACAUAGUGAGCCUGCUACCAAAUGGCAUUCAACACAUUCGAUUCUUAUCACCUACCUCUUUAUCACACCUACGAAUCGACAAGUGCAUGAGUUUACGGAAGUGGUCUAUGCCUACGGGGUACCGGCAGUCGAAGCGGUAGGCUUACAAGGCGGAUGGAUGCAAUGGAUAGCACUACGAAGCAAGAUGGCUAUGAGUUGA
This is a messenger RNA of Letharia lupina, 264 nucleotides long. RefSeq lists its product as uncharacterized. The transcript has 2 exons. Lineage: Eukaryota; Fungi; Ascomycota; Lecanoromycetes; Lecanorales; Parmeliaceae. The record is from RefSeq and is a predicted model, not a curated record. The coding region runs from base 1 to 264 and encodes 87 amino acids.